Messenger RNA from Lonchura striata (white-rumped munia), 3696 nucleotides. The record is from RefSeq and is a predicted model, not a curated record. NCBI's taxonomy places the organism in Eukaryota, Metazoa, Chordata, Aves, Passeriformes, Estrildidae.
AUGGCCGCCGCGGGAGCGGCCGGAGCGGCCCCGGCAGGGCCGCCCAGCGCCACUUCCGGCCUCACUUCCGGCCUCACUUCCGGCGCCACUUCCGGCGCCACUUCCGGCAUCUCGGCGGCGGCGGGAGCGGGACGGGCCCGCGUGGGAGCGGCAAAAAAAAAAAAAAAAACCCAACUCACAAAAUCACCCCAAUUUUUAAAUUCUUCAUUUUGGGGGGUACAAAACUUGGAGGAAUCCCUAAAAAAGCUCAAAAAAAACCCCAAAAAAUCCAAUUUUUUCCCCACAGAGGGCAAAGGGCAGCGGGAGAAGCUGGAGCUGGUGGCCUCGUUCUCGUUUUUUGGGAAUGUGAUGUCCAUGGCCAGUGUCCAGCUGGCCGGAGCCAAGAGGGACGCGCUGCUCCUCAGCUUCAAGGAUGCCAAGCUCUCGGUGGUGGAGUACGACCCCGGCACCCACGACCUCAAGACUCUGUCCCUGCACUACUUCGAGGAGCCGGAGCUGCGGGACGGCUUCGUGCAGAACGUGCACACGCCCCGCGUGCGCGUGGACCCCGACGGGCGCUGCGCGGUGAUGCUGAUCUACGGCACGCGCCUGGUGGUGCUGCCCUUCCGCCGCGACUCGCUGGCCGACGAGCACGAGGGGCUGGUGGGAGAGGGGCAGAAGUCGAGUUUCCUGCCCAGCUACAUCAUCGACGUGCGGGAGCUGGACGAGAAGCUGCUCAACAUCAUCGACAUGCAGUUCCUGCAUGGCUACUACGAGCCCACCCUGCUGAUCCUCUUCGAGCCCAACCAGACCUGGCCCGGGUCAGAGGGCGUGAGGAUCACUCUGGACUGUGCCCAGGCCACCUUCAUCUCCUAUGACAAGAUGGUCAUCUCACUCAAGGGGGGCGAGAUCUACGUGCUGACGCUGAUCACAGAUGGGAUGCGCUCCGUGCGCUCCUUCCACUUCGACAAAGCGGCCGCCUCCGUCCUCACCACCUGUAUGGUCCCUCUGGAGCCGGGUUAUCUGUUCCUGGGGUCCCGCCUGGGCAACUCCCUCCUGCUCAGGUACACGGAGAAGCUGCAGGAGCCCCCGGCCGGGCGCAGCAUCCGGCCGCAGGUUGUGACCACCUUCGAGCUGCCCGGCUGUUACGACAUGUGGACGGUCACCGCGCCCCCCCCGCGGGAACAGCCCGAGGUGGCCCCGGGGACCAGCGCGGAGCCCGAGGCGGCGACGGCGGCUCCGGAAACUUCUGAGGAGGACGAGGAACGGCACGGCUUCCUCAUCCUGAGCCGCGAGGACUCCACCAUGAUCCUGCAGACGGGCCAGGAGAUCCUGGAGCUGGACACGAGCGGCUUCGCCACGCAGGGCCCGACCGGACACACCUGGGGCAUUGGGGACACCUGGGGCCAGGGCCAGUUCAUCGUGCAGGUGUCACCGCUGGGGCUGCGGCUGCUGCAGGGCGUGACCCAGCUGCACUUUGUCCCCGUGGACCUGGGCUCGCCCAUCGUGCACUGCGCCGUGGCCGAUCCCUUCGGGGUGCUGCUCAGCGCCGACGGCCACCUGGCCACCUUCACCCUCAAGGGGGACACCUACGGCGGCCGCGCCCCGCGCCUGGCGCUGCUGCGGCCCCCGGUGGCACACUCCUCGCGGGUGACAGCGCUCUGCCUGUACCGGGACCUUUCCGGAAUGUUCACCACCGAGAGCCGCGCCCCCCGCGAGGAGCCCCCGCCCCGCCCCCACGCCGAGGCCGAGACCCUCAUCCAGGACCUCAGCGGCUCGGUGGAUGACGAGGAGGAGAUGCUGUACGGGGACUCGGGGGGCUCGGGCCGCUCGCCGCCCCGGGAGGAGCCGCGGCGGGCGGGACCCCCCGAGCGCGAGCCGGCCCCGCUCCGGCCCGAGCCCUCGCACUGGUGCGUGCUGGCCCGGGAGAACGGCCACAUGGAGAUCUCCCAGGUUCCUGAGUGGUGCCUGGUGUUCCUGGUGAAGAACUUCCCAGCAGGGCAGCGGGUGCUGGUGGAUUCCUCCUUUGGGCAGCCCCAGUUCCCAUUUCCCCCCAGAAUUCCUGGUGUUUACCCCUGGAAUUCCCAUUUUCCAAUUGUUGUUUUCCUGCUGGAAUUCCCAUUGUUUCCCCUCUGGAAUCCCCAUUGUUUUCCUCACAGAAUUCCCAUUGUUUUCCUCUCAGAAUUCCCAUUCCUCUCCCCCACCAAUAACUCCCAUUGUUCUCCCUGUGUGAUUUUUGUUUUCCCAUCAUCAUUCCCACCAUUUUCCCCGUGGAAUUCCCACUGUUCUCCUGUCACAAUUCCCAUCAUUUUCCUGCAGGAAUUCCCAUCAUUUUCCCAUCACAAUUCCCAUAGUUUUCCUACCAGAAUUCCCAUUUUCAGUUGCUCUUUUCUUGCUGCCAUUCCCAUUUCCCUCGAUCUGGGGGGAUUUUCGGGGGGUCCCCGGCAGGAUCUGGGGGGAUUUUCGGGGGUCCCCGGCAGGAUCCGGGGGUCCCUCAGCCCCGCCUCCGCCCAGGUGCCGCACGGGAUCAAUUUUCGGGAGAAGAAGCCGCGGCCGUCGCGGAAGAAGCCGGAGGGGCCGGCGGCCGGGGGGGCCGCGGGCGGGACCCCCGAGGAGCCGGGGGGGCCCCGGGGCCGCGUGGCGCGCUUCCGCCCCUUCCACGACAUCUACGGCUACUCGGGGGUGUUCAUCUGCGGCCCCUCCCCGCACUGGGUGCUGCUGACGGGCCGGGGGGCGCUGGGUGUCCCCUCCCCCCAGGUGUACGCGGUGGCCACCAGCUCCCCCCACCCCUGCACGCGCAUCCCCCGCAUGACGGGCGAGGAGAAGGAGUUCGAGAGCAUCGAGAGAGACGAGCGCUACGUCCCCCCGCAGCAGGAGGCCUUCAGCAUCCAGCUCAUCUCGCCUGUCAGCUGGGAGGCCAUCCCCAACACCAGCUGGGAGGACAACGAGCUGACGGGCAUGGCCUUCAUCGACACGCAGCUCUACAUCCACCAGAUGAUCAGCGUCAAGAGCUUCAUCCUGGCCGCCGACCUGAUGAAGAGCAUCUCGCUGCUGCGCUACCAGGAGGAGAGCAAGACCCUGUCCCUCGUCAGCCGGGACGCCAAGCCACUGGAGGUCUACAGCGUGGACUUCAUGGUGGACGUGUCGGACCGAGACCGGAACCUGCUGGUCUACAUGUACCUGCCUGAAGCCAAGGAGUCCUUCGGGGGGCUGCGGCUGCUGCGCCGCGCCGACUUCCACGUGGGGGCGCACGUGAACACGUUCUGGCGCACGCCGUGCCGCGGGCACGCCGAGGGGCCCAACCGGCGCUCCAGCACCUGGGAGAACAAGCACAUCACCUGGUUCGCGACGCUGGACGGGGGCCUGGGGCUGCUGCUGCCGAUGCAGGAGAAAACCUACCGCAGGCUGCUGAUGCUGCAGAACGCGCUCAGCUCCGCCCUGCCGCACCUGGCCGGGCUCAACCCGCGGGCAUUCAGGCUGCUGCAGUCGGAGCGGCGCCUGCUGCAGAACGCCGUGCGGAACGUUCUGGACGGGGAGCUGCUGGCCAGGUUCCUCUACCUGAGCGCCAUGGAGCGCGGCGAGCUGGCCAAGAAGAUCGGCACCACACCUGACAUCAUCCUGGACGACCUCCUGGAGAUCGACCGAGUCACCGCCCACUUCUGAGGGACCCAAAACCCCCAAAAAUCACCCCAAAAAAAUCCCCCAAAAAUCCCCAAA